AUGGGUGUCUUCUCCUACAUAAAGAGCAUCUACGCUCUCGAUACGCUCGAUACUCGAUUUACGACGCCGUCCACCGCAUCAUACCAGAGUGUUAUAGAUACGCGAGAUGAAGCCUCGGCUUCGAAACGAGAUGACUCUAUUCCAGGCUUGGGCGUAAAGACAGACCGUCACGGCCGACCAGUAGCUCAACCUUCGAGAUGGGGGACAGUGGAAUUUUACUUUUAUUAUGUGGUCUUUAUAGUUGUUGUGCCAUACAUGUUCUGGAUUGCAUACGAUGUGUCUAGACCGUCCGAUCCAAACUACCGCAAAUACGAGCCAUGGCUGUCUAAAGGUUGGAUACCGGGUCGCAAAAUUGAUAUUUCGGAUGCCCAGUACUUCACUUUCAGACGAAACCUACCAUACAUUGGAGCUCUCCUAGCUUUCCACCCCCUCCUUCGAAAGUUGUAUAACAAUAUUCGGCCUCUACCAGCCAGGAUUGGCUCCCCGCGGACGAAUGGUGGCUCAUACGUAUCUGCAGCAGAGGGAGAUGCUCGAAUAGUACAGCGGGCAUCGUUCGAUUUUGGCUUUGCCCUGCUCUUUAUGAGUGCUUUGCAUGGAUUUUCUGUGUUCAAGAUACUCAUCAUUUUGUACGCCAACUAUCGAAUGGUUACGAGUCCUAGCAUACCCCGAGCAUACCUACCGGCCGCGACAUGGAUAUUCAAUAUCGGGGUUCUUUUUGUGAAUGAACUAUCGGACGGUUAUCAGUUUGUCAAGAUGGCUUCGUUUUUCUGGCCGAUUGAACAGGGUGGGAGCAUAAUUGCAUGGGCUAGAUGGCUUGAUAGAUAUUGCGGAAUAAUGCCCCGCUGGCACAUCAAUUUCAACAUGACGGUUUUGCGGCUGAUCAGCUUUAAUUUGGACUACUACUGGAGUCUGAAUAUGAGAGGGAGUAGCCCAUUAGAGAAGAAGCAGCUCGACCCCUCAAACCUCUCCGAAAGAGAUCGGGUUACCAUACCUGCCCAAAACAAGGACUACAACUUUCGAAAUUACGUUGGGUAUGCAAUUUAUGCGCCUCUAUACAUUGCGGGACCAAUCAUCACGUUCAACGACUAUGUAUCGCAACUUCGAUACCCCGCCAAAAGUAUUGAACUCUCUCGUACUAUUAAAUACGGAAUUCGUUUCUUACUUACUCUUCUCGCGAUGGAAGUACUACUCCACUUUGAUUACUGCGUUGCAAUUUCGAAAGCCUAUCCUAAUUGGUCAGACUACACGCCUGCUCAACUUUCGCUCCUUUCUUACUUCAAUCUGCACGUCUUGUGGCUCAAGCUUCUCCUACCAUGGCGAUUAUUCCGUCUUUGGUCUCUUGCGGACGGUAUUGAUCCACCGGAAAACAUGAUUCGUUGCCUUUCGAAUAACCCAUCGACGGUAGCGUUCUGGAGAGGGUGGCACAAGAGUUAUAACCGGUGGUUGAUCCGGUACAUAUACAUUCCAUUAGGAGGAGCGAGCUCCAAAACAUGGCUCAGCUCUGUGCGUUCUGCGAUAAAUUACGCCGCAGUAUUUACAUUCGUCGCCUUGUGGCACGAUAUUAGUUUAAAUCUUCUGGUCUGGGGAUGGCUAGUUGUAUUUUUCAUGUUACCAGAAGUCCUGGCGGGCUACGCAUUCCCCAAACGUAGAUGGGAGAAUAAUCUCACAGCGUAUAGAGUGAUCUGUGGGAUUGGCGCGGUCGGAAAUCUGAUGUUGAUGAUGGCGGCAAACUUGGUUGGGUUUGCUGUCGGUAUUGAUGGGUUGAAAAAUAUUGUUCAUGGGAUUUUCAAGGAUUAUUCAGGCAUGGUCUUUUUGAUCACGGCGUGGUCGGCGCUGUUUGUCGGUAUUCAGGUCAUGUUUGAAGUAAGACAGAGCGAGUAUAGGAAGGGUAUUUUCCUCAAGUGCUGA
This is a messenger RNA of Glarea lozoyensis ATCC 20868, 1908 nucleotides long. RefSeq lists its product as uncharacterized. The transcript has 5 exons. The coding region runs from base 1 to 1908 and encodes 635 amino acids. Lineage: Eukaryota; Fungi; Ascomycota; Leotiomycetes; Helotiales; Helotiaceae. The record is from RefSeq and is a predicted model, not a curated record. Gene Ontology annotation, biological process: GPI anchor biosynthetic process. Gene Ontology annotation, cellular component: endoplasmic reticulum.